This is a messenger RNA of Ochotona princeps (American pika), 1481 nucleotides long. It is a transcript of the gene OXSM, whose product is annotated as 3-oxoacyl-ACP synthase, mitochondrial. Lineage: Eukaryota; Metazoa; Chordata; Mammalia; Lagomorpha; Ochotonidae. Bases 92 to 1474 code for a protein of 460 amino acids. The record is from RefSeq and is a predicted model, not a curated record. Gene Ontology annotation, biological process: fatty acid biosynthetic process. The transcript is spliced from 3 exons. Gene Ontology annotation, molecular function: 3-oxoacyl-[acyl-carrier-protein] synthase activity.
CCCUGCGUACGUCCGUGCGCGCGCGUGCGCGAGUGCUGAGUCCGUUGCGCGAGCCCCGCCAAAGGAACGUAUUUCGGAUCCUGCAUCAACCAUGUUGUCAGACUGCUUGCAGAAUUUCGUAAAGCUUGUAAGCCCUCCUAUUGUGUCUUCAAGAUUGUGCCAGCAUGUGAGAAGUGAGAGGAGGCCUUUGGGAACCUCUGCGGCCCCCAGGCCACGCAGGCGUGUUGUCAUCACAGGCAUUGGUUUGGUGACCCCGCUGGGUGUCGGCACCCGGCUGGUGUGGGACCGCCUGGUCCGAGGGGAGCGUGGAAUUGUUCCGCUGGUGGCUGAAGAGUAUAACGGUAUCCCUUGCAGUGUGGCUGCUUUUGUGCCAAGAGGCCGUGGUGAAGGCGAGUUCCACGAGGAAAACUUUGUGUCUAAAGUGAACUUGAAGUCCAUGUCUUCUCCCACGGUCAUGGCCAUGGGGGCUGCAGAGUUAGCCUUGGAAGAUUCGGGCUGGCGGCCACAGACAGAAGCUGAGCAAGCAGCUACCGGUGUGGCCAUUGGCAUGGGGAUGGUUCCUCUGGAAGUUGUUUCCGAAACAGCUCUGAUGUUUCAGACAAAGGGUUAUAAUAAAGUCAGCCCCUUUUUUGUCCCGAAGAUUUUGAUCAAUAUGGCCGCGGGCCAGGUCAGUAUCCGCUACAAGCUCAAGGGCCCCAAUCACGCAGUGUCCACAGCCUGUACCACGGGCGCUCAUGCCGUGGGCGACUCUUUCAGGUUCAUCGCCCACGGUGAUGCCGAUGUCAUGGUGGCUGGAGGAACCGACUCCUGUAUUAGUCCCUUAUCGCUGGCUGGCUUUUCCAGAGCUCGGGCUCUGAGCACCAACCCGGAUCCUAGGUUGGCAUGUCGACCGUUUCAUCCCAAGAGGGAUGGCUUUGUUAUGGGAGAAGGGGCCGCGGUGCUGGUGCUGGAAGAACAGGAACAUGCCUUGCGAAGAGGGGCCCGCAUCUAUGCUGAAGUUUUGGGCUACGGGCUUUCAGGCGAUGCGGGGCACAUCACCGCCCCUGAUCCCGAAGGAGAAGGUGCCUUAAGAUGUAUGGGUGCUGCUGUAAAAGAUGCGGGCGUGCGGCCUGAGGAGAUAACCUACAUCAACGCGCACGCCACUUCAACCCCCUUGGGAGAUGCUGCUGAAAACAGAGCCAUCAAACGUCUCUUCAGAGAGCACGCGUGCAAGCUGGCCGUGUCCUCCACGAAGGGAGCCACAGGCCAUCUGCUGGGGGCUGCAGGGGCGGCCGAGGCGGCCUUCACCGCACUCGCUUGUUACUAUCGAAAACUGCCACCUACCUUAAACCUGGACUGCACAGAAGCAGAAUUCGAUCUGAAUUACGUCCCACUGGAGGCACAGGAAUGGAAAGCUGAGCACAGAUGUGUUGCACUUACCAAUUCUUUUGGGUUUGGUGGCACUAAUGCAACCCUUUGUAUUGCUGGCAUGUAGGACAAAC